GUUUUUCAGGGCGCAUUCCCCGGCAGCAAUGUGGAGGGAAAGGGCGACGGCGUCCAGUUGAACAUUUUUAUACACUUUUGUGAUCCAGCUCUAUCGCGGUUUUUUUCUCUCUCUCUCUCUCACCGAUCGCUGGUUCUUUGCGAGGAAAAGUAAGCGAGUGAGAAGUGAAGAAAAACUGCAGCCUGAACGUCUCGUGUGUUUUUUUUUUUAGAAAAAAACAAAACGCGAACCAUUGUUUCCUCACACAUGGAUACUAGGAGAUGAAAUCGGACGCGUCUCUGGCUGUUGAGUAAACCCCUCUCGCUCGACUGGACUGUAGUUUGUGCGCUUGUUUUACCGGGGCUCUUUUAGCAGGAGGAGAGACGUGUCCCGUCCCACACGGCACACGGACAGACCCGCGGGGGCCACAAGUUGUCCACCGGGGCCGCGACGGAGACCAAACUUUGCCAAGUUUUUCUGCGCAUCCGGUCGCCGACGCCAACCAUCCAUCAAUAUUUUGUAACUGUGUCGUAACUUUUUAACUGUGGAUUAUUAUCGCGACGCUCGUCAUGGACCGCAGGAGCACGUUCAGAGGAUGAUAAGGGCUUUUUCAAACAUGAACUAUUUCUUGUAGUUGGCUUAUUGCGACACGUUUGGACUACACUGAUCUUUUAAAAAAAAAAAAAAACAGAAAGAAACGUAAUUGUUUAUUGCCAGCUGUUUUUCCCCCCCUCCCUCUCUCCUCGAAAUUACAUACUCUGCAAACAUGCCACAGUUGAACGGAGGUGGUGGGGAUGAUUUGGGGGCCAAUGAUGAAAUGAUAUCUUUCAAAGACGAAGGCGAGCAGGAGGAAAAGAUAUCCGAGAAUGUGUCAGCGGACCGGGAUUUGGAUGAUGUGAAGUCCUCCUUAGUGAACGAGUCGGAAAACAACAGCAGCUCGUCCGACUCAGAGCAAGCGGAGAGGCGCCCCCAAACCAGACCCGACUCAGAAAGUUACGAGAAGGCGAGAGACUACUUCAACGAAGCCCUGAGGAGACAGCAAGAUGGUGGCUUCUUUAAGAGUCCUCACUAUCCCGGCUACCCGUUCCUCAUGAUCCCAGACCUCUCCAAUCCAUACCUAGCCAACGGCUCGCUGUCUCCGAGCGCGAGGACGGGUGAAGGGUUAGAGGUCAAGGUUCAGGGCCAGUUGGCUGAGUGGCCACAAAAGCCCGGGCUUCCCCACGGCACAUCCGAUCCCUUCUUCCACACCAGCCUGCAGCUGCAAUGA
Pungitius pungitius (ninespine stickleback) is the source of this 1246-nucleotide messenger RNA. RefSeq names its product transcription factor 7-like 1-B. Lineage: Eukaryota; Metazoa; Chordata; Actinopteri; Perciformes; Gasterosteidae. The transcript has 4 exons. Gene Ontology annotation, molecular function: DNA-binding transcription factor activity, RNA polymerase II-specific; RNA polymerase II cis-regulatory region sequence-specific DNA binding. Gene Ontology annotation, biological process: generation of neurons; regulation of transcription by RNA polymerase II; canonical Wnt signaling pathway. Bases 746 to 1246 code for a protein of 166 amino acids. The record is from RefSeq and is a predicted model, not a curated record. Gene Ontology annotation, cellular component: beta-catenin-TCF complex; chromatin.